Neopelma chrysocephalum (saffron-crested tyrant-manakin) is the source of this 483-nucleotide messenger RNA. Its product is annotated as vegetative cell wall protein gp1-like. NCBI's taxonomy places the organism in Eukaryota, Metazoa, Chordata, Aves, Passeriformes, Pipridae. The annotation marks the transcript as partial. The record is from RefSeq and is a predicted model, not a curated record. The transcript is spliced from 5 exons.
ACCCCCCCCUGCUGCCCCCCCCCUCCGGAGACACCUUCGGAUUCGAAUUCCAGCCGGAUUUGGGCUCCAGGAUUUUCCCCCAACCCCGAGACCCCCCCGGGCCCCUCCUGGGGGGCUUUGGGCCCAGGAACAAGGUCCCGUCCCCCUCCCCAGGCUUUGACAGGGGGGUUUUGGGGCCCCCCCUGCCCCCCUUUUUCUCGGGCUCCCCCAGUUCCUGCUUCUCCAGCGGGAUCCAGGCCGGGCUCAAGCAGAGCCACCUCAGCAAGCCCCUGGGGAUCCCCCCGAGUUCCCCGGAUCCCAUCCUGCCCUUGGGACCCUCCACUCCCCACUCCAAGGCGGCCCUGGGGGGUCACAAACGAGGUUUUUCCCACCUGCUCCCGUCCCCGGAGCCGAGUCCCGAGGGUUGUUACGUGGGCCAACAUUCCCAGGGCCUGGGGGGGGCACUACGCCGACUCCCACCUCAAGAGGAAGAGGAUCUUUUAG